Molecule: messenger RNA, 7025 nt
Organism: Hyla sarda
Lineage: Eukaryota; Metazoa; Chordata; Amphibia; Anura; Hylidae
Gene: GLRA2
Product: glycine receptor alpha 2
Exons: 10
Coding region: 1158-2633 (491 amino acids)
Biological process (GO): nervous system process; signal transduction; chemical synaptic transmission
Cellular component (GO): postsynaptic membrane; synapse; plasma membrane
Molecular function (GO): transmitter-gated monoatomic ion channel activity; extracellularly glycine-gated chloride channel activity; transmembrane signaling receptor activity
Source: RefSeq, a predicted model, not a curated record
UUUUAGCUUCACCUACAUACCGAUAUGUUACGUACACGCGGCGCAAUGGUAACGCGUUCCUUAUCUGGAGAGGCACAGAAGGACACUCACUUGAAGGCAAGUACUAACGGCCUAUUCUGUAACUUGGUGUCAGACUCUGAAGGAGCUGGUGAUUCUUCUAAUGCAGGAUUUCGAGGCCGUAUCUAUCCCCUCUUUCUCAAAUAUUCAUGCGAAUUAGGAUAUUACAUCCACACAGUGUGGACUGCUACGUUUUCCAUCUCCCAGACGGUGAAGGAGGAAUGGGCUUGCUCUUUUUGUAAGGGGGGAAUGCAGUCAGCUGCCUCUUCCCACCCACAUCAGCACAGUCCAUAGUUGCAGUACUAAAAGCUUGUGUUCAUUCCCCCAUAAGCCUCCUCCUCCUCCUCUUCGUCUUCUUCUUCUUCUACAUCAGCCUCAGUGUCAGCAGCAACACAGGGAGAAGUAUCUGCUGCCAGUAAGGAGCCCAGACAACACGGCGGACAGGAGAACGUUACCAUCUGACACUCUCAUUACAGUCGCUCUCAUUUGUCGGAGCUAUUAACUGCUCCUAAUACUCAAAAAAUUGGCCCCGUUUUAUGCCAAAAAAAGUUCACGGCUAGGAAUCCCCCCCUCUCCUCCCCCCCCCCCCCUUGCUCUUCACAUCUAUGGAUGCUACCGUCAAUAUCGGACUCUCCCUAUCGGAGCUGUUGAUAUAAUUACAACGUCUGUGCCAAAUAGAUCACAGUCGUUUCCAACCGGGGCAACAAGCCAUUGCGGGGGAUUCCACUUUUACGCUAUGUUUAUGAGGUAACAUUUCCCUGUUUGGAAAAACCGGAGAGAGAGAGAAAGAGAGAGAGAGAGAGAAGGAAGCCCGUCGUCUCGCAUCUUGUAUUCUACUGCUGCCAAAUAAUGAGCCUGGGCUUAACCUGACAAUGCUUCCAGACCGGAGCUGGCUGUCUUUCCCCCCCUUAGCCUGUAACCAUGCAGAUCUCCGAGGAAAAAUCAUUCAUGACGGGUUUAGGAUCUAGACAAUAGGAGCUCUUCUUCUUCUUCUUUUUUUUUUUUUUUCUUUUUUCUACGAAAGGCAUUUUUUUUUUUUUAUCCUUCUUCGUCUGGGGUCAUUUCUGGAGUAUUUUUUACAUUAAAAUAAAUCAGGAGGAAUGAACCGGCGGUUGGUGAACAUUGUGACAGCAUUCCUUGCAUUAUUCUUUGAGAUCAAUAACUUCAGGUCAGCUUAUUGUAAAGAACAUGACUCCAAGUCUGGAAAAUCUCCACCCCAGAGCAUGUCCCCUUCUGAUUUUCUGGACAAACUCAUGGGAAGAACAUCUGGAUAUGAUGCAAGAAUUAGACCAAAUUUUAAAGGUCCUCCUGUAAAUGUUACCUGCAACAUAUUUAUCAACAGCUUUGGUUCAAUAGCAGAAACCACAAUGGACUACCGAGUGAAUAUAUUUUUGAGACAGCAAUGGAACGACCCAAGACUCUCCUAUAGUGAAUACCCCGAUGAUUCUUUGGACUUGGAUCCCUCCAUGUUGGAUUCUAUUUGGAAGCCUGAUUUGUUUUUUGCUAAUGAAAAGGGGGCAAACUUCCAUGAUGUCACAACGGACAACAAGCUACUGAGGAUUUUUAAAAAUGGAAACGUAUUAUACAGUAUAAGAUUAACAUUAAUAUUGUCUUGUCCUAUGGAUCUGAAGAAUUUUCCAAUGGAUGUACAAACAUGUGCAAUGCAGUUGGAAAGCUUUGGAUACACAAUGAAUGACCUUAUAUUUGAAUGGCUGAGUAAUAGCCCAGUGCAAGUUGCUGAUGGUUUAACGUUGCCGCAGUUCAUACUAAAAGAGGAAAAUGAACUUGGAUACUGCACAAAACACUACAACACAGGAAAGUUUACGUGCAUUGAAGUUAAGUUUCACCUGGAGCGUCAGAUGGGAUAUUACUUGAUACAGAUGUACAUCCCCAGCUUACUCAUUGUCAUCCUGUCCUGGGUGUCAUUCUGGAUUAAUAUGGAUGCUGCUCCAGCCAGAGUUGCUUUGGGAAUUACAACCGUCCUAACAAUGACAACUCAGAGCUCGGGGUCAAGAGCUUCCCUUCCAAAGGUAUCGUAUGUGAAAGCCAUUGACAUCUGGAUGGCGGUCUGCCUGCUGUUUGUGUUUGCUGCUUUACUAGAAUAUGCAGCUGUGAAUUUUGUAUCAAGGCAACACAAGGAGUUUCUGAGACUACGCAGGAGGCAGAAAAGACAAAGCAAGACUGCCCUUGUGGGGAAUGAAAGCGUGGAGUCGGUACGGCGCAUGAAUGGAUUGCGGAGUACAGAUUCCUCAGCAUACGGAACUAUGAAUCAAAUCUGCAACCCAAGCUUAAGGGAAGAUGAUGUGACCCGGGAGAGUCGCUUUAACUUUAGUGGAUAUGGGAUGGGGCACUGCCUACAAAUGAAAGAUGGCACCACCGUGAAAACCGCUCCACCAGUCCUCCCUCCUCCUCCUCAGCCAAGGGAUGCAGAGUCCAUCAAAAAGAAGUUUGUUGAUCGAGCAAAACGGAUUGAUACCAUAUCCCGGGCUGCCUUCCCACUGGCCUUCCUCAUUUUUAACAUCUUUUACUGGAUUACAUAUAAAAUAAUACGGCACGAGGAUGUACACAAGAAAUAAAGCCACUUAUUUAUUCUAGGGAACUCAAUGCCAAAGUGUGCUUGUAAAUAUGUAGUGGAAGAUCCCCUAGACAUUCAGACUGGUUUUAUAUCCACCUACUGUACUCCUCCUUCAAGACAGAAAGCAGGAACAAAGACUUUGGGGAGCAAAGAAGAUGAAUAUUAACCCUGAAAGAGCAUAAUAAUUCUCUUUCUAGUGUUUAACGUUGUCUUCGGUUUACCUUUUCCCAGCAUUUGUAAUAAAUCAUUUUUGGCUUAUUUAGUCACCCAGUACGUCCAGUAGAACUGGGCUGCAAGACGUAGCAACCAUAUAGAUAGCUGCAUCAAUGUACUGAAAUUCACAGGAACUACAUUAGUCACACCUUAGAUGUGAAUUUAAAGGGGUACUCCGCCCCUAGACAUCUUAUCCCCUAUCCAAAGGUUAGGGGAUAAGAUGUCAGAUCACCGGGGUCCCGCCACUGGGGACCCCCGCAAUAUAGCAAGCAGCACCCACCUGUAACUGCUUCCAGAAGCGCUGGAGGUUCUCUGGCUAAUUCCUUCCUCCCACGUCACACGGGGGUGGAGUCGUGACAUCACGAUCUUCCGUCCCCGUGGUCGGGAGGAAUUAGCCAGAGAACCUCCAGGGCUUCCGGACAGUUUUUUUAAUGUGACAGGUUCCCUAUAAAAUAGCUGUCCAGCAUUUGUAAAAGGGACCUACUAUUUUUUAGAAACAGUGCCACUAUUUUCAAUGGGUUGUUUCUGGUGUUGCAGUUCAGUUCUAUCAUCUUUCAGAGGAAUGAGCUGCAGUAUGAGACACAGCCCCUCGACUUUCUGUUUCAAGAAUGAAAAACCAAAUCUUUUUUCCUAAUCCUUGAAACCCCUUUAAAUCUGCCCUGUGGUUAAAAUUGUUUUCUGGGAUUUUUUGAAAAUGGUGUAUAGGCUGGAACCAAGAAAUAACAAGCUAAUAUGCUAAUUUAUCAGUACUCUAAAGAGUGGUCUGCUGUGGUUUUGAGUCAUGUUGAAAUAUUGUAAAGCAGCUAAAAUCAGCCCGAAUAUAGUAACUAAGGGGGAGAUUUAUCAAAAUCUGUGCAGAGGAAAAGUUGACCAUUUACCCAUAGCAACCAAUCAGAUCCCUUCUUUCAUUUUGAAAAGGCCUUUUAAAAAAAUUAAAGAAGUGAUCUGAUUGGUUGCUAUGGGCAACACUUCCUCUGCACAUGUUUUGAUUAAUCUCCCCCUAAAAGUCUACAUUCAGGACACUGAAAAGAAUGGGGCCCCUUUUUUGAAGGGAUCUUGAUGAAUAUUUGUGAAAUGUGAACCCAGCCUUAGGGGAUGAGUAAAGGAUCUUGUUCCUUAGGCUGGUUCCAGUCAGGACACAAUUUUCCCAAAGUCCUAGAAAAAAAACUUUUUACGGGUUAAAACGAUAAUUUUCAUUUCUAUGCUGAUUUUUUCAGCCCAAUGGGAAUUGUUCGCACUGGUUGCAAAAUUUCCUAACAUACAAAGCAACAACAAAAAAAAAAAUGUUACAACAUUGCUGUAAAUUGAGCUUUUUACCAUAGGAAAAUUGUUCCAUUCAUAACAAUGUAUCUUUGCAUUUCAAACCAAUCAGAUUAAAGAUGCGUUGUAUAACAAUGUUUAAUCUUUAUUCUGAUUGGUGUGGAAAAAAAUGAAAUAGUAAAAUCAGGUCUAUGUAUAUGUGUGUAUUUUCCACCAAUCAGAACUUUUGAUUGGCCUGAUGAUAACCAGAACCCGUCACCAUAAAAAUGAAGACCAAUCUACAGGCAUCAUGUUAUAGAGUAGGAUUAGCUGAGCAGAAUGAUUUAUAGUUUUAAGAGAAAAGAUUUAAUAUAACUUCUCUGGGCUGAGGAGGUCAGUGGGUGGUCCCAACUUAAUGAUCAGUCAGUGAUUAGGCCUGCCCACUGGACUCCUAAAAUCAGAUGUAGACACCAUUUCAAGCAGUACUAUAUAUUAAUGUGCUCAACUCCUCCUUCUCUAUAACUUAGUGCCUGCAGAUUAGACUGCGAUAGGUUCCCUUUAACAUUACGUCUGAUGCCAGCUUUACUUUACAUCUGUGCAAUGAUGUUGAUAAGCUUUUAAGUUCCAAUGUAGCCAGCACUGCCACAAAGAAGUUACCUAAAAUCGACUCAUUCUAAAUCUUCCAUAUGGUCACCCCAUUUAAUAACAGGUUAUACAGGUCGCCAUGUUGAUAAACUUGAUAAACAAACAGUGACUACAUGCUGUAUGAGGUGAGGACCAAAUUUUUUAAGGGAAUUGCUGCCUUUUUACAGUAUAUGAACAAAAUCUACUGAGCUACGGUACAUUCCUUCACAGUGUUGGUAUCUUGUGUUGCACCAAGCUACUCUUUUGUCUUCAUAUGAUUUCUACUUCUGUAAACCUAUUCUAUAAAAAUAUAUAUAUCUGAAAGGUUUAUACUUUGAUAUCUUGUGUGAGCUGGAAUUUCCAUAAGACAUACCACUUUAUUAUAACUAUGUGGUAAUAUUGGGAAUUUCAUCUGUGUGCUCUGUGGUUUUUCUGAACGGUCGGCACUUUAAACCAUUUUCACUGGAUAUGCCCUAAAAUUGAUUUGGAGGUCUCCAAGAUUUUUAUCUGUUUUAUGUAUUUAUGUUAUUUUUAUGUUCUCAGACACUGAGUCUCAUUUCCUUAUAUUGAACUUAGAUUACAAUGUUGCACUGAACAGCAAACAAUCAGCUAUUAGGCUUCAUAAAUCUAGUGUAAACUAGGGCACUAAUGGUCAACAAGACAAUCGUUCGCCCUCAGUCAGACUUUGGUGCCACCAUCCAGAUCUUUUACAUCUCCUUUAUACUAAUGAAAUACAGGGACAUUUAUAAAUGAAAGAACUCCAGAACAAAAACACAAUCAAAAGUGAGGCCUUUACUUCCACUGGAUCAUGCUAUCACACAUCCCAGUACUUAGAGGAGUAUGACCAUCAAGCUCAUAAUAACCGCUCCAACAAAAUAUUGAGGUACCUUUGGGGAAGGACACUGUCCAGGACUACUUCACCCAUGGCGAGGAUACAAGCUUUAUGGGGACUUUCUUAUUUAAACAACCCCUUUUUAUAUGUAGUAUUAUGGGCACCCCCCUCUACGAGCUAGAGCGGAGAAUCAUAAAUAUCAGCCACCAAACUCUAAAAACCCCAGGUCAACCUUUUAUUACUGUACUUUGCAGCCAUUUAGUUGAAUAUCCACCAUGUAAUACUACAUUUCUCCUGCAGUGACCGCUGUAAAUUAAAUCUAUCACUGGCCGCAUUCCUGCUUGCUGGUCCGGCUUCAUUCCUAAAAAAGGAUUGUCAUGGUGAGACAACCUCUUUAAAGGGGAAUCCCUAUUUAGGUUGAAUAGGGGUAAUAGUCUUAUAGUAGGGGGACAGGGCGAUCACUGAAAUCUCGGAUCUGUAGAAUGGAGGGGAAUUGCAUUCUGACAUAAAUGCAGCUCAACGCAAGUGUGUAGCUGGAACUCCAUUAAUUCUCUAUGUGGUUAAUGAACAUUGUCUAGUACGGAGCUCUGUAAUAUACAGAAACUCCUAAGCCAAUAAAUGGAGGACUGUGCUAUUCGCUCAUUUCACAGGACAUUUCAUCUCCAUUCUAUAGAUCAGGGAGGGUCCCUGUGGAUAGGGGUAACAUGCCGAGGGGGGAUUAGAUCUUUGUGAAUAGUUUAAGCUGUGGUUCCUGGGGGUUGUUUUUAUAGUACAUAUGUUCUCUAUGACUAUGAUUGUUUAUUGCACAAAGUUUUUCCAAUUUGCUGGAAGAGUCAGGUAUAUUACACUUACAUACAGUUUAAGGCCCGAUUCUUUUAUGGCUAGGCCCCAGAAUAAGCAACAAGCAUUGGAUAAUAAAUGGAAAUGUAGAUUGGGAUGAUACGACUUAAUGCACUGUUUGCAGAACGGAGCAGUGUCGGUAAACAAACACUAGUAUACAGGGUUUAUUAGAAAUACUGCCAGAAAACAUGGGCCACCAAACUAUGAUCAAUCUAGUUGUGUAUAUCUCAAAGCACCGCGUUAUUUAUGUCACUUGUUUCUGUAAUGGUGUAGCUCAGUAACCUUUCCCACUGCCAUCCGUACCGCUGCAGUGGAUAGACCUUUAGUCACAUUCGUUUACAGGCCUCCAAUUUCUAUCUUUCUCAGAAUGGCUGUCAUACGACUGAUCAACCUAAGAAUUUUAAACUUUGACUGUGGUUUUCGUAUCCAGACAUUAUAAGCCUUUGGUUUACAACUUACAAAGUUCAGGUCCUUGAUACAUAUUUUAUGUACAAAAAAAAUAAAAAAUAAAGUAUUUUUACUUAUGAAAUAUGUGCAAUUUAACAAUGAAGUGAAAAUUUUACACUGACUGUAAAUCAUUUUACCUAAAAAAGUAAAAAAAAAAUAUUUGUUCCAUUUCAAUAAAGCUCAGUGUGGUCAAAAUCU